Molecule: messenger RNA, 9421 nt
Organism: Toxoplasma gondii ME49
Lineage: Eukaryota; Apicomplexa; Conoidasida; Eucoccidiorida; Sarcocystidae
Exons: 20
Coding region: 1-9003 (3000 amino acids)
Biological process (GO): mRNA export from nucleus; mRNA processing
Cellular component (GO): THO complex part of transcription export complex
Molecular function (GO): mRNA binding
Source: RefSeq, a predicted model, not a curated record
AUGCGUCCUGCAGCAUCUGCUCCGGCGCUGCCGCCGGACGCUCUUUCGCCGGCCUUUCUUUCUCCUCCUACGUUCUCAAAGUUGAAUCGCGUCUUCACUGCCCCUGCGAUCUUGGCCGCCCCCCCCACAGAUGGCGCGAGAAGCGCCUCCACUGCCUCGGGUCUCUCCCCCGCCGUGGGCGCCGCUUCUCUCGCCCAGGCAGAGGCACGAGACAUCGCCCGCGCAGAGGAGGCAUUUCGACAGGCCCUGGACGAGCGACUGACCCUUUGGCGCGAAAGAUGUCUCCCGUUCAUCGGCUUGCUGAUGACUCAGACUGAGAAGCCAGCACCGUCGGGCUCCUCCUCGAGCCUUGCACCGGACUCGAAGGAUGGAGGUUCUUCUUCCUCGUCUGAUUCGGAGGCAACUGUCCUUCCAGAGUCUUUGCUCGCGCCGUAUCUCGUCCCCUCUUUGUCAACGUUUUCCGUGCUGAGUGCUGCUUUCUUACGACAGUCCGACGAGAAGAUAUCGGCGCUGUUUUUCGAGUUGUGCGUCGCCGUGGCGAGCGGCGGCUUCUCCUACUCGAAGGCGACGGACUUCCUUGUCAAGAAAGUGCUCCCGCAUGCGCUUUUCCACUUCGUUCUCAUCGCCGCCGAUCUCCGGAGAGCUGCCGCCCUGACGCAUGCAGCCACGACCAGCUCGGGGACCACCGCGCCUCUCGGCCCGACGGGGAGCGUACCCGCGAAACCUCUGUCCCCUGCGACUCUGGAGGCAGGGCCGGCACCUGGUUUAGGACAGAGGAGCUCCCCGAAAGAAGACACAGAUGCGACGCCCAGAGGGAAGGAGGACAGCUCCUGUGAAGGGGACACAGCGACUGGGUUGGGAGACGCCUCUGCGUCGUCUGUCGCGAGCGACGGACAGCACAACAGUUCAGGGAUAGCGGCGAAAGACGGUGAGGAGGGAGAUGCUCUCGCGCCAGAAGUUGUCGCGCUGGAAGCGGCUCUUCGCAGGUGUUUCUCGAAGGCCCCUUGCUCACCGGAAGCCGUGGACAUUCCAGCCUCGCUGGAGUUCAUCGCCUCAACGUUCUUCCCGCAGGCAGCCGCGGCAAGGAUGGAGACAGAAGUCGCCAAGGGCGGCAACACCGCGAGCCCGGACGCGAGAGAAAAGAGUCAAAAGACGAUUUCCGUCUCUGGGGUGCUGUCGUGCCAAGCCUCCAGUGUCUACCUUCCAGCCUGCUCGCUUCAGUCGCUUCUGCCUCUCCCAUUUCGCGCCUUGCUCCUCGACGCCGUCACUGUCACCACGGAAAUGUGUGUACACGCAGACCCGGCCAGAGUGGAGUUCCGUCGCGCACAGAGCAAUCUCGGAGCCUUUCUCCGGCUCCUCGAAACGGGGCACUUGGUGACCCCCGUGGACAUCUGCGCCUUUGGCAGCAGCAUUCGACUGGACGAUCUAGCAUGGCCUCGCUUGGCGCCUUCGGUGGGCGGAGGCCGCAAGCGCGUUCAUGAGCUCCUCAUCAAGGAACGAACAAAGCGGAAAUUCACUCUCACCGUCUAUAACUUGUGCAGGGAGAACAUUAGCUUCUACGCCAGACUCCACGCUACUCUCCUCGCCUACGUCGAAAGCCCGACUCGGAUUCCUGCGCGAAUCUGCUUGAAGGCUGUGGCUGGAAUUGUCGGCGAAGGCAGUCUGUGCCCGAGUCGAACGUUGGCGACGAUCUUGUCUGUCUACGAAGACCAUCUGUUCAGUCACAAUCAACUGCUGCCUCUCGUUUCUCUCUUCUCGCCGGAAAAACUCCUCGAAGUCCUUGUCUUCCAGCUGCAUCUGUACACGGAGUUGCGACGACAGAGAGACUUCCUGGACGAAGACGCUGCACUAACCGUUUCGCAUGCGAAUCUUUCGGGAACAUCAUCCAGCUCGGCAAGCGCGUCGGGCUCUUCUCAGCAGGCGUCUGCGUCGCCUGUGGAGAUGGGGGCUGUCGCUCGUCGUGUUCAGAACAGAGCAGCGGAGGGCCCUUCGCCAAACUUUUACCGGAUGCUUGCCCUCUUUGUGAUGAAACGAAUCAUCUCGCUGGAGGCGCUCUACCCCCACCUCCUGCCGGCAGACGCGCUGCUUUCUGCACUUUUCGAAAGAACAGCAUCGCGCUACCAAACGGCUUUGCAGGAUGCGAAGGCCGGCGUCUUGCCCGCGCCUCCGAAGCCGCAACUCUCCGUUCAAGCGCAAUUCGAACAAGCUCUCCCGGGCGUCCUGGCUGCUUGUGGGGUCGGCGGGGACUCUGGAGACACCAGGCGCGACGGCACACCGACAAACUCAGGCCCGGGGCCCAACGGGCCUGCAGGCGCCAAUCCUGGAGCUGGGCCUGGAAGCGCCGGAGGACCGAACAUGCCGCACCCGCCGUCGUCUGCGCCCUUCGGCUACUAUGGGCGCCUCCCCAUGCACUCGCCUUCUGCGGUGAAUCAGGGGGGCCCUCCUGGCUGGGUGGGGAGCCCCAGCGGGGUGAUGGGAGGGCCUUCUUUUGGCGGUGCGCCUUUCUCCUCCAUGUACGGAUACCCUCCUCCUUUGCACCAAGGAUCGGCGAAUUCCCUCUCUUCCCGGAACCCUAUGAGUUCGAACUCUCCACACUUCCCGCCAGGGCCGAACGGAUUCCUCGCUUCGGGCGCCAACUUCGGGGCGAGCGGCGCGCCGGCGGGCCAGGGCCCGCACUCCGGCGGGGCUGGGGCUCCAGGUGGCCGGGCGAACGCUGAGCGCGACCGCGAGGCGAGAGAGAAGAUCGACAAGGAGAAGAAGUCACUGGAGAAGAAGCUAGUCGAGAAAGAAAAGGCACUGCGAAACAAAGACGCUGGAAAUCCGCUCCUCGCUCUCCCUGGUGCAAGACAGUUCCUCCUCUAUGACGAACAAGGCGUCAGAUUUGCUCUCGAAAAGAUCUACGGCAUGGAGAUCGGGAAGUUCCAACUCCUUGCAGCGUUCUUCGACUUCAACGGCACAGUCUUUGCUCACCAGCUUCUUCUUCACUUUACGGCGAAACUGCAUGUGAAUCCCUGCCUCAAUGGGGCGGUGCAGAAGAGCCUUGCAAGAUACAUCAACUGGCUCCUCGGGCCGCUUUGCGCUCGGCGACCUCAAGACUUUUUGGGGCUCUACCUGGCGAAGGCGCGGUCGAACUCCGGCGCGGUGCCUCUUCAGUCUGAAGGAGACACGCUCCGCGCGCUGAGGCCUCUCUGCAGAGACGCUCAAAGGUGCAGUCCCUCUCUGUGUGCGCCGGAGCCUUACUGGCUAGGGGCGGUCUUGAGGCGAGAGGGCGAGAAGGCGGAAGCCGGCGAAGGCGAGAAGGAAUGUCCCUUCCGAGAGGCCAGCCCAGGGCGAGAGACUGCCGGAGGAGACAGAGUGAAGCACGAGCGGGAAGAGAGCGAGUCGGCGACUGCCGGAGAGAACCGAGGAGAAGCGAAGCCGAUGAAGCGCGUGAAGAGGGAGAGAGAAGAGAACGGGGGUGUUGUGCCCGAGGAAGCUGACGCAGGGGCGGAUGCGGGGCGCAUGCGACCGGGAACCGUUGACGCGACGACGGGGACAGGUCUAGGCAGAGAGACUGGAAAGCGAGGAGAGAGAGACGAAGCGAGACGAAAAGAAGAGCAUGGAUUCGUCGGCCUCGCUCCUGCGGAAACCUACGACGAGUUCUUCCUUCAUGUUCUGCCUCUCUUAAGCUACUUGGGCGCGUCGCUCGCGUUCGACACCCAUCUCUUCUCUAGCGUCUUAUCGGUGUUAGCAGGCGUCGCUGAAGAGGAACAAGAGAACAGAAAGCGAAGACAUGCGGGGUCCGAACAGCCGCGAAGAACGCAGCUGGACGACGUUCUGGUCGAGUUGGUUUUCCCUGCUCUUUCGCAAGUGCCAUGCGGAGCGAGCGUCUUGAGCGCAAAGGUUUGGGGCAUUCUGGAGCGUCUCCCAGCCUCGCGCCGCUACGCGAUCUACACCCGUGUCAUGGAUGCCUGGCUCUCAGAAGAGUCUCACCCCAUGACCCUGAACUACGAAGUCGUCCGCGUUCGCCUGCGCAAGUUGUUGAAGCGUCUGACGUCGACGAUCUUCGAGGACCGACUCAAGGCGAAGGAACGAACUCUACUGUCCGAGAUCAGCGCGCUGUCUCGGAUCGCACCGGGUCCCGUCGCUGACCUUUUUCUCCACCAGACGGAUUUGUUUGACGACAACAUGGUCAAGACGCUCGCGGAGGCGGCUCGCUCUCUCGCACCCCUCGCAGCCGACAUUUUUCUUUCGCGGUUCAUCCACCGACAGCUGAGUCGCGAGGCCGGCGACAGCAGCUCGGCAGCAGCCAAGGGUAAAGGCGGCCUGGCCGGGGACGUCUGCGGCCCGCCAAAGCAACUUGUCAACCGCGCGGCUCUCACGGGACGCUUCCUGAAAAUUCACCACACGACCGAUCUUCAGCCGCUUCUCGUGUCGACGAUUCUCCGGCUAUGGCGAGACUUCGACAACUCGCAGGUGCUGUCUCCUCUGGAGGCGAAGGACGACCAAAGAGAGGGAACGAGAAGAUCUGGAGGCGUUCCUCGACUUGUAGGCGAGAACAGGAACUACCCUGGAGAUCUCCUUGGCUUCUGGCGCGACAAGGAGUACAUCGAAAAACUCGUGGAACUCAUGGGAGAUUGCCCCAAGUUGCCCGAAGCCGGCGCCUUGACUGCCGACCAAAUCUACGCUCAGGGAGGGGGCCCGUUGCUGAAGGCGGAGGUGAUGCUAGCGGCGGAAGAUGAUCCCUCUGCGUUACCUCGAAAUGGAGAAGACGAAGACUCUUCACUGUCAACUGACCGGCGAGGUGCGUGCCCGGCUGCUCUGGCUUUGCGCGCGGCGCUAAGCAAGAGAGACAUCUUCACGCCUCUCCUUUUCAUUCUGGCGAAACAGCGCGUGGAGGUUUUUUACGACGGCGAUUACGCGCGGUCUCUGCGUAGUUUCGGUUCGACGUUCGACGACCUUCAGACCUACCACCUGCAACUUGUGGACUUCCUCUCGCGGUUCGUGUCGCCUUCGAAGGAAACCUAUGCCUCGCUGCUUCCGUCUGUUCGAGAAAUCUUUGGGCGCUUCGAGCCCGCGAUGGCGUGGACCAUUCUGCGCCCAGGGCUCCCCGAUUUUCUCGAGGGCCUGCCGCGAGAUGCACCCACGAGCAAGGCUCGCGAGGAGACAAAGGGGACAGCCCGAGACAGGCCGCCGACCGAGGCGGCUGUGGACACAGGAGACAAAGAAGGCAAGACGAAAUCUUCGCGAGACGCGACAAAGAACAAUGAAGUUCAACUCACACACGCUUGGCAGGCGAGCGUGCGCCCGACGGUGGAGGAGUAUUUGGCGGAGAAGCAGCUGAACGGCUUGUCGAUGGACUUCUUCCUUCUCUUUUGGAGGUUGUCUCUGGGCGACAUCUUCGUUCCCGAUCGACAGUAUGAGGCUUGCCUGGCGCGUCUCGAUGCGGGGGUGAAGCAGAGUUCAAAGGCCCUUGAAGACCUCGACAAGCAGCGACGGUCGACGGCGCGAGCCACCGAGCAGCAGAAGCGCGCCGAGGAGCCUCUCAAGGCUCGCCUAAGUCGCCUGCAGCGAAGACACGAGGCCCUCCAUGCUGAAUGGCAAGAACACAAACGUCGCUUCGACGCUGUUCGAAACGCGCUCCGUUCUCUCCAAUCUCUCGAUUGGUUCGGCUGUCUCGCCCCUUCUUCACCUGCAUCUUCGCCUUCUGCGGCUUCUCCGUCGUCCAAGAAAAACGCGCGGGGAGCAGCCGCCGGGGAGACGACGGAGGCGGGAGAUGGUGUCUCUGCGUUUCUUCUGCCUUCGGACGAGAAGGAGAAUCAGGAGGCAGCGAAUGCGAAGGACGCGUCCGAGGAGAGGAAAGGCGUCGCCGAAGCUGCGAAGGCAGAGGCGGAGGCUGCCGGGUCGGGAAGGAGUGCGAAAGCCAAGGGCGAGGCGACACCUGAAGAAAGAGAUAGUGACAGAGAGCUAGAGGAAGACGUGGAGAUGGACGACGACCUCGUGGAGUCGAAACCUGACGCGGCUCCGGAGGCCGUUUUCCGAGCUUCUUCUUCUGGCCUGUCAGGAGUGGCGGACGGAACCAGAGUGGCAGAGACCUUGCCUGCAACUCCAUGCACGCGAAAAGGUGGACCUUUGGCGGUUCAGGCGUUUGUGAAAUUCCUCUUGGCACCGCGUUUGUUGAACGCGGAAGUCGACGCGCUCUUCUGCUCCCAUUUCGUCUUGCUUCUUCUCGAGCUCAAGGUGCCCCUCUUCAACUACCUGGCUUUCACCAACGUGUGGACCAAGAUGCUCACUCCUCUCGCCAGGUGCAGCACAGUUCGGGAAGCUCAGCUGUUGGGGCUUUUUGUGAACGAAAUGCUGGCGCCUCUCUCGAGAUGGCUGAAGAACGAUAAGGUCUUUGAAAAGGAGACAGGCGGGAACAGCUGCUUCGGCCGCACAUUCCGAGAAAGCGCGAGUAUCCCUGCGGCGCAACUCGAGAAGGGCGCGAAGAAAUGGGAGUCUAGAAUCUUCGAGAGUCUCGUCCAGGGUCUCCCAGACCCGUCCGCAACGACGGCUUCGUCAGCCUCGCCUUCGCAGUGGAUGGCGGCAAAAGCCGUGGUGGUCUUCCUCUCUCGGUGCCAUGCAAACUUUCCUCUCUCGUACAAACGUGGCGUCGAACUGAUGGCGCGUCUCGAACACCUUGUUGAGCUCGCUCAGGCUUGGGGCUGGAAGGACGUGAGUCUGUCUGCGAGCAGCAUUUUGAAGACGCUGGACAAGUAUCGCCGAGAGCGGACUUGGUAUCAGUCGCCAGCGGAAGUCGAGAAGGCAUCGACUGCUGCGGCAAGCGCGUCGAAAGCGGGAGCCUCGUCUGCGCUGCCUGCCAAGGGCGGUGCAAAGAAUGCGCUGUCUGUUUCGAUGGCGGGCGCCAACAGUCAUCGCCACGCUUCUUCUCCGCCUCUGGCUGCCACCAAGGACGGUGGGUCUUCUGGAACUGGAGGUGCAGGCUCUGGGGACGGUAAGACCGGCUCCGCCUCAGGGACUGCCAGCCCCCGGAGCCCCGCAAAGUCGCCUUCGGUUUCCCGAGACGCAGCCGUGUCGAAGACAUCGCCACCAGGACGAGGAAAGUCCAACUCUUCGUCUUCGUCCGCUGCGUCGAAUUCUGUCUCAUCGACCCCCAGGCCGAAGGCGCCUGCCGCGACGUCGUCGCUCGGGGCUUCGAGGCCUAAUCCGCGGGUCCCCGAGCCGCUGAAGAAGGCCGCGUCUGCCUCUGCGGGAAAGGCCCCCGACACGGAGACAGGUGUCUCCUCGGCGGGCCGAAGCGUCUCCGAAGGCAAGGGCCCGGCGGAGGGCCGCAGCCGCGACCAGAGCGAGGAGACGAGGAAACGGGAGACAGGCAACAAGGGCUUGCCGGGGCCAAAGCGCGAGAAGGGUCCCCAAGGCGAUGGGGAGCGGCGCGAAGAAGCAAAGUUGGCAAGGCCCACGGGAGAGGAAGCGACGACGGCGAGAGGCAAGGACUGUCCGGGUCGAAGGUCGAGAAGCCGUACCAACAGUCCUGGCGACCGCGAGAGCAAGCGGCAAAGACGCGAAGAGGCGAACGAGAGUGACAAGGCACAGUCCGAAUCGAAGGGGACCAGAGGGAGAAGUGCGUCUGUCUCUCGGAGAGAAGAAAACAAGGAGCCCCUGCGAUCUGAGGGUGCCAAGUGUAGUAGAGGAUCCGGUCUUCCCUCUGCGGCUGAGUCGUCUUCUGCGAAGAAGGCCGGCGGAAAAGACACCAGCUCCAGUGAUCAGACUCUGGCGUCGAAGGGAGGGGCUGUGACGGAGAAGUCUGAGGCGGGCGAGGAGAGAUCAAACAAAAGCAAAAGAGAAGAAAGAGAGAAGGAAGGCGCUGCAAGUCUCCCGCUCGGGCCCCGACACGACGGCGAGACCACGCACAAGGAGGACGAGGCGCGAGAGAAGAAAGGCUCUGCGGCAAGAAAGAGGAGACCCCAGGACGACAAAGAGCCGACAUCGACCUCUGGCACUUCCGCAAGUGAGAAUGCGGGUAAACACGAGAAAGUCGGUGUUUCGGGGGGACGUGACCACGGCAGUUUGGGGCCUUGGCGGUCUCCACCGCGAGGGAAGAACGGCGCCGGAGGCGAGGGAGGAAAGGCGGCGGACGAGAAACCUGCCACGAAGGGAGACUCAACCGAGCCGACAGGCGAGGCCCCUGAGAAGAAGAAGCCCGCCCCUCGACUCAGUGUGGGCGCGUCGCGGGUCGACCACCGAGGGGACACUGGCUCUCAGAAGUCCGGAAAGAAAGAAGAGACACAGCGAAAACUAGGCGGCAAUCAUCCUUCGCUGUCUUCCGCCUCGUCUCGUGGGGGAUCCGGCGGUAGCCGAGGCGACAGAGCAGGCGACGCAGCCGCUUUCGGAUUAUCCGCUUCGAAGCCCCAUCCUAAAUCGGGGACCAGCGCCCCGCCGCCGUCAACUGGGCCUCAAAGCCAUCACGCCUCGUCCAGCGGCGGUCCCCAAAACCCUCUGCCCGGAAGCGGAGACAGAAUCGGAGGAGACAGAGGCUCCAGUGGGAGAAACAUGUCGUUCUCUGGUCCCCGUCGUUCUUCUUCCGCCUCAGGCGCGAAUCAAGGGGGGCGCCCCGGCGGCCCUGGAGAGGGCCCCGUGGGCGCGGGUGGGCCUCCCACCAGCAAGUGGGGAGCAUCUGGGCCGGGUGGCCCUGGAGCUGGGGGCUCGGGUCACUCCCACCAUGGGUCUUCCUUCUCCAUGCCGCCGCCUCCCUCGUUCUCUGGACACAAUCACAAUUCGCAGCACGGGGGCGCUAUGCGCAACGUGAACGCGUACUCUGGCUCUCAGUACUCAGGAGGUUCCCAUGCCUUUGGUCCCCACAACCCGCAAAGCUCAGGGGGUAUGCAGGGACAGGCCAUGGGCAUGGGGGGCCCCAGCGGGCCUCAGGCCCGCAACGCCCUCUUCGGGCCAUCCAAGGGGCAACACUCCCACAGGGCCGGCGGGGGGUCCCAGUCUCACCACAGGUCUGGUCACCAUCAACGGUGAACAGUCGAAUCGAAGGACGACAGCCGGGAAGUCAAGUACGAAGUGGACACACGAAAGAGAAGAUGGAGAGAAAAGGAGAGACGAACAAACGGAGAAUAAGCAGAAGAUGGCAUGUACAACGGGAGAAGAGGAGAAUGCCGCGUGGCCUCAGCGGAGGGCAGUCUCCUCACUCGUUGUUGGAGAGCGUAGACUUGACGCGACGGAGUGGCGGUGAAAGAGGAGAGUCAUUCUUGCCAUCGGAGAUCUAAGAGUCUGUCGCUCAUGGGCGAGCACGAAAAAGCGAGUCUGAAGCUGCCGCGUGUUGGGUAAUGUUUUUUCUUGUCGAGCUCGUGCCUGGGGACCUCAAUUCAUCUCUUCUGGCCCGUGAUGACCAGCUGGCGUUCACGUGGAGGGGGCUGGCAUCAGGGAGAAUAGGAGA